AUGGCCAAAGCCCUCGGCGGCCCCGGCGAUGCCGGAAAGACCAACCCAGAAGAACUGUUCGCAGCCGGCUACGGCGCAUGCUUCCAAUCCGCCAUGAACGCCGUCGCCCCCUCCCUCGGCGUCAAAAUGCCCUCCACCCCCGAAGACUCGAUCGUCGAAUCCACCGUCGAACUCGUCGGAAGCAUGAAAGACCUAGACAUGGGACUGCGCGUCCAGCUGCUCGUCAAGGUACGUGGGCUGGCGAAGGAGGAUCUGGAGAAGGUUGUGUACAAGGCGAGGCAGGUGUGCCCGUAUAGUCGGGCGACGAAGGAUAAUGUUUAUACGACUGUUAGGUGUGAGACUAUGUGA
Molecule: messenger RNA, 348 nt
Organism: Alternaria hordeiaustralica
Lineage: Eukaryota; Fungi; Ascomycota; Dothideomycetes; Pleosporales; Pleosporaceae
Exons: 2
Coding region: 1-348 (115 amino acids)
Biological process (GO): response to oxidative stress
Source: RefSeq, a predicted model, not a curated record